GCUGUACAACAACUGAACAUCGACUGUAUUUCUGAACUUAGCAGGACCUUCUGAACACUGUGCGUCCGGCUUUCAGAUCCUCCGUGAACUUCGCGAGCAUAUUGAAUCGACCAAUAAAUAGCAUGGAGUCACGAGGCAGCAUGAUCCGGAAGCCGCGAGCGUAUUGAGCGGGUUGACGAUGUCCAGCACUGGAUCAUUACAAAGUUCCCCUCUGAGGACAAAUCCGGGCUUCAACUGGGUGUUUCUUGUCGAGCUGGGAGUAUGCGGCAUCUUAACUCUCUUCUUCCUGUUCUACUUCAAUCGAGUCUUUGCAACCUUCGUAUCCUAUGGGCUUCGAGCAUGGUCAUGGCACGUACAUCGAGUCUACAUCGACAUCCAGGCGCUGCAAAUAUCUCUGUUAGGAGGACGGGUAUUCUUCAAGGGUCUCAGAUAUCACGGCAAUAAUGAGACAAUUUUGAUCCAGAGUGGAUUUGUGACGUGGAGGUACUGGCUGAGGAAUGUGAAGGAGCUGGAUGUGGGACGAGAUCAGGAUCCUGGACCCAAGCGAGUCUCUUCAGAUGUGGACGAGGUCCGGAGGGGGUAUCAAUCUAGGGACCAUGAUGCUGAGAAGCAAGCCAGGAAAAGAGACCCUGCGAAGCUUCCAUGUCGUCUCAACGUCACAUUGAGGGGAGUGGAAUGGUUUGUUUACAACAGGAGUGCUGCCUAUGAUGCGAUAGUUGCCGGUCUCACCAAGGAUGACCAUGCAGAUGCUGGUCCAGUCCCUGAAAAUACCUCUCCUGCAGCUGGUGAUCAUGAUGGAAAGCCACGGAGACGCCGAAAGCACGAUACUGAGAAAUCAGAUGCCUCGUCAGAAGGUUCUGUUGACCUUGAAAAGGAUAUCUCUCCAGUAACGGAAAAGAGUACAAUCACAACUGAAGGGGGUAGGCUUCGGGAGGCCUCAACAAUGUCCCAAGCGGAUGGCAGCGAAGGAAGUGAUGCAUUAGGUACGGGCUCAGAGAGUGCCUUCAUCCUCCGCUUCCUUCCCGUUCAAGUUACCUGUGAAAAGGCAGCUGUUGUGCUCGGUAACGAGAAUACCAAAAGCGUCUUGAUAACGAAAGUUGACAGCGCUGUUGGUGAGAUCGAUGCAACAAAGUCAGCGACUUCACUGGAUCAGUACAGGCAGCUGUUUACCUUUGAAUUUGAACAUCCCGUUAUCCAGAUGAAGCCAAACGAUGAUUAUAAGGAAGAUCAAACGACUGCUGCAUCUCGUAUCAAAAGUGGUGAGGUUGAUCAACCAGAUGCUCAUCGUAACCACAGCCAUCCAUUUAUUCAUCGUCAGCGUAAAAGGGUUUGGCAUAGACUGCAAGAUCUUAUUCCCGCCUUUCGAAGCUCGGUAGAAUCCUUAUCAUCCAGCUUGAACGGCCCUGGAUCAUCUUCGCAGGCAGUUCCAGGAUCUGACAACUGGCAAGGGCUUUCUAGAUAUCUUGACGAUAGUCAACAAGAUGAUAGAGCCAAAUGGUCAUCUAUCGAAUACGCCACGGUUUCUACAAUCGCCGAUUGCCCGAAGGCUAGUAUGUGCUUUUACUGGGACGUUGUAGGCACCGUUCAAGAUCGAGCAUGUCCCAAACGGUCAAAGCAGCAUGCAAACAUCAAUGGAGAUAAUCCUCCAGAAUGGGGCAUAAAUUUGUCUUUGACGAAAGCCAUCAUUAACUACGGACCUUGGGCAGACCGGCAACGUGCUGAUAUUCAACGAGUAUUUUUCCCAAGUCUUUGUAAGGACACCACACCAAGCAAAGCUCUCGUUCCUGGCCAGUUCAGAGUGCCUGUGGAAUUCAAACUGUACAUUGAGUUUGACGAAGAGACCGUUCUUCGUGUUCCCAUUAGGGAGGAGUCCAAAAACUGGAAAUGGACGAAACAGGCAGACACCAUGGGCACAGCGCCCAGUGACCAGAAAAGGGCCGGUAGAAAUACUCGGAAGAACAAGACGGACAAAGGAAACCCAGGGCCGGAAGUUCGUCCAUUUGGCUGGCUCGAUGUUAAGGUUGGCGCAAAUGCAACCGUUGGCUAUGUCAUGGAUAUGGUUGCAGGGCAUUCUGGUUUCUCGAACAAACUCUCAUUGGACCUCCCGGACCUUGAAAUAACCACGAGCGUCAAUCAUGGGAUGCUAUGGAGAUCUGUAGACAAUCACGUCGUUUGCGAUCUCUCAAAUCCUCUGGAGUGGAACUUUCAUCGCACCUGGAAAUUCGAUGUGAAGAGCAGCGCAUUGGAGCUCUUCAUAUUACGAGAGCACAUCUUUUUGCUCACAGAUCUGGUGGAUGACUGGGCUAGCGGACCACCACCGGAAUAUUUGACUUUCACACCUUUUCAGUACAUGGUCAACCUUCAACUUGCCGACUUCAGGAUAUAUCUCAACGUCAAUGAUUCGAAUAUCAUCAACAAUCCGUCAGACUUCGAUGACAACACGUUCAUCAUCAUUUUUGGCUCCACCUUGGACGCUGAUAUAUGCAUUCCGCUCGAGAAUUAUCGACCACAUCUCAACGAUAUUCCCUUCAAGGUCAGCGCCCGAAAUGGCGGACUGAACCUGAACGUCCCGCCAUGGAACACUCAAGCAACGUUCUUGAACUCUAAUGAGAUAGCUACUUUGAAAGAGUUGGAGAUUGAUGGAAAAUAUCAGUACAAUGCCACCACUUCAACAAGCAACACCGAUACACUAUUGCUCAAUGUGUACGGGCUUGGCGCAACUGCCCAAUUCUAUGGAUUUGUUAUUCGGUAUUACUUGAAGGUCAAAGAUAACUACUUUGGAGACGAUAUACGAUUCAGAACUCUCGAGGAGUAUCAGGAUCUGCUCCGUGCAAUCCAGAGCGGCGAGGGCGACGCUUCACCCCAACCUCCUCACAAGAAGUCGAAUGACCUCGAUGUCAUAUUGAGUGUGAGUGCAGAUGAAUCAAGCGUGAUUCUACCUUCGAAUUUGUAUUCGUCGAACAAUCAUAUCCGCAUCGAGAUCGCAACGCUUGCAGCUGACUUACGGUUCACCAACUAUUACAUGGAUCUAGAGGUUGUGUUGAGCACUCUGGCAUUCUCGCAGGGUAGUGAUGAUGAUGGCACAACGACGCCGAUCAGUGCUACCUCCAGCACUCAACUAUUCAUAGAUGGAGUUAAUGUCUAUGGCAACAGACUCUUUGGCCUGCCGCCUACGGAGCCAACUUAUGUUUGCAAUUGGGACUUCGCUAUUGGUGCUGUGACCGGUGAAUGUACUUCGGAAUUCUUCACUCGACUGGUUGCCGGAGGAAAAGCUUUCGCAUUUUCUUUUGACGACGAGGAAAAUGCAUUGCCUUCUAUAUCCGAGCUCAUUCUGCACGAUGUCACAUUCCUUCGAGCAUCAAUUGAGACUGUGCGAGUAUGGCUGCAUGUAGAUGAAGCGGCUUUCCUUUUUGCCACUGAAACCAUUUCAGUAAAUUUUAACGAUUGGGCUGGCUCACACUAUUCCAAGAAACUCAAACUUGAAAUUCCCGGUCUCCAAUUCGGUUGUGUAGACGCAGAAUCUGCAUCAAGACAUAGAUCGAGAACCCAACAUCCGGUCGAGACGCAUGCCCUGGUUCAGACGACAAUAUCAUUUUCAAUGAUACAGAGGAAGCUGGAAUUUGCGAAAGAUCGACAGCUUCAACAGGAGCAUAUCAAACGCCACGACCAACGAACACACCGAACAGAUUUUCUCUUGCAUCACCAUCUGCUUGAUGAUUCAAUGCUAUUUCCUGUUGACCCGCCUGCUAUGAGUGUUCCCCCCAUGCCUUUACCCGUCACCGAGGAUGAUGAAGCAUCUUUCGAGGAGAACUCCAUGAGCUCCUCCAAGAAGUCUUCGCUGCAACAAUCCAAAUCACGUUUGGGUCGCAAAAGCUCAUUUUUAUCUUUGACAGGCUCCAGUCAGAAGAGUGCUACCAGUAUUCUUCGGUCUCGACGUGGCCCAAACGCCAGCGAGAUGAAACCUCCCGGAUCACGUUCACGGAGCCUGCACGCCAGUGCCGGUCCGGGGCGUCGUACACCUGUACGAGAUGUCUCAGUAUCUACUGGCAGGCAAUCUUCCUUCUACAGUGCUCUUGGGGACCAUCGCGGCAUGCCUCCUUCGAGUGUCACUUUUUCAAGCUCGUAUGCCGCCCCGUAUUUCCCUCUAGAAGGAGUUGAACCAGACACCAAGGACCUCCCGACUUCUCGUGAUAGCACAAACGACAACGAUCCUCAACUUGGAUUGGAUGACAUUCACCCAGAUAGAGUAGAUGGGAAGUCAGCACAUGUUACUUUUAUGCUUGAGCUGCCAACCGGCAUUCAAGGUGUGCUCAAUCCAAAAGCUGCCACCGCCGUUGUUAGCCUUAUGUCCGCUCUUGCACCAGUCGAGCCUGUCGACCUUUUAGAUCAACUUCAAAGCGAGUCAAUAUCUGGAACGAUAGAUUUGCAGAAGCAGAAGAUGCCAGAAAGCAAUUUGGUUGACUUUGGCCUAUAUGCGCCAGCCAUCAAUUUGCGCUUUAUGAACUCUAUGGGGCCCCAGAGCUCCAAUCAGGAGAUGAAUGAUCAGUAUGACCUUUCCAUGUCUGGCCUUACAGUGUCGUCCCGAUCGCAAACUACGAUCGCGGAUAAAGGAUCUUCGGAUAGUGUUCAGAAGUCUUCGACUGUCCAUUUGUCUCUUGCCUCUGCGGGGAUUUCAGCCAAGGAGAGACUUAACAACCUCGAUGAUCCGCAGGCGGCUGUCAAUGCUAUCAUGGAAGAUGCCGUGUUGUGGGUUGUAUCGAAUGAAGCAACACGCGUUAAUAUUGCUUUCAAAGGUUUCGAAUUCGCCACAGCCAGCUCCAAGAUUGAGUACCUGGCUUCCAUACUGCACCGAACCAAAGUGCUCGGCCUUGACCUUGCUGAAUCUUUCUCCUCUCAAAGCAGGUUGCAGCGUAAUCGUGUCCAGCUCUUCAUGUAUCUCGUCGCUAUUGCCGGACAACAAGCAGCAGAUCCACUGUUCUUGACAAGACCGUCAUACGUAUUGCGGUCAGCUUCUGACCAUCUUCGGACAAGUGAUUCUUGGAAAAUUGUCACCCGCCUUCGGCACAUGUAUGCGAGCCUCGAUUCAGCGACACAACAAGAACUAGCUAUGCGCUGCCUUGGGAAUACAGAGCUAGUGCCUGAAGAUGCCCAAGAGCGUGUCCACGCUUGCUUUGACCAAUGGCGCAGCUGGGAUCUCGACAAUAUCAGCGGAUGCCUUGCAAUGGCAAACGUUUAUGGCUCUCCUGCUGUAGGGCUGCCAAAGUCGCAGGCAGUUCCUCUCAAGGUGUCGUUCCGAACAGAAGAUAUUCGAUUGGUGGUUGAUCCUGGUCCUAAACAGAACGAGGUGACUCUAUCAGACAUAGCAGCGCUUGUCGAAAUGAGGACGAUAGUCUCCUCUGCAGAUAUUGGCCCACAAGAAGAUCUGCAACUGAUUCAGAACACCGUCGUUCAGGUAUUCUGCUCCGAUGCAUCCAUUAAUCUCAACUGGGAAUUAUGUGAGCUUGCAGAGGAUAUUAUAAAGCUGUACAAUCAGAGCACCCCGAACCCUACGAAGCUUGCAUCUCCAGCAUCUGGAUCCGGUAAAGCUGUUACCGAGUUAAAGCAGGACCUGCAGAUCCUCGUCGCGACUGAAAAGGGCUCGAUUAUUAUCGACACAAUAAACAUCAGAGCUGCCAGUGUGAGCAAAGGUCUCAAGGCUUCCUUUAUUAUGGUUGAUCCAACGGAUGAAGCUGGCCAAAGUGUUGCUAGCUUGACACUUGCUGCGGAAGCUGUGACUUCGAAGAUAAAAAGUCACGCUCAGGAAUUGACCAUUCACCAGCUUCGUUUUCCAACCAUUUACGCAUCUUACGAGUCGGAAAUCGUUGUCGAGCCAUCCGCCAAGGUUGUGAAGUUUGCCGGAAAUUGUCAAGAUUUGACUUUCGUCGUUCGGCAAGACAUUCUUGCAUUGAUCGAUGUCCUAGAUCUCAUUGUCGGAGAUGAAGUUGCACAGCUACAUCAGUUGAGCAGAAAUAUCCCGUCCACGAAACAAGCUUCUUCGAAGUCAGAAACUCCAGUAAAAAGCCCAAACUCGACCACUCGAAUCCACGUCGCCCUGUUUCUUGACAAGUACCAGAUCACUGUGCCGUUGCUUCACUCUCUAACAUACAUUGUUUCCGGUGUCGUGGCUAGAGCCUCUCUCGCAGCACAAAUGGACUCUGAGAUUCUAUUCGAUUUUGAUGUGAAAGAACAUUCACAUGAUAUUCAAACCGCGCCUUCUGACAAGCCCAAGAGCAUAUCCCUCCUACGGAUGCCACCGACAAACGGUCGUAUCACGACCCAGAUGUCAGAGCGAGAAACUACCGUUUCAGUCAUGGCAUCCGUGGAGCCUAUUGAACUUGAUGCUGCUGCUGUCCAUAGCCUUUUGACAGCUCUCAACCGGCCAGAAAUAUCAAGCGUCAUAUCCGAUGUUCAAGAUGACAUAAAAGCGGUCCAGUCACACAUCGAGAAUAUCUUUGGUCCCAAGCAAAAACUGUUGAAAGAACCAACCGCAGCCAAAGGAAAAUCGCUUGUAUAUGAUGCACAUUUGACCCUGGCGGGAUUUGAUGUCUUUGCAAAUGCGCAAGGUGCCGACAAAGACCACAAAACUGCCAGGUUAGACUUGAAUCUAGGAUGUAUCCAAUUAGUUGUCGCAAAUCGCCUGGAACCAGCUGGUCCAAUUCUCGAAUUCCCGGAAUUGCGCAUGAAUUUGCGUGAGAUCAUGUUUGAGCUUUCGAGGUGGAACGGAAACGGGAUGGAGCCCUGCGGCAACCUAACUUUUGCUGCCUCCUUGAAUGCCACUUCAAAGACGAAUCACAUGGGCGACGAGGUCAGAUCUUUCCACCUUAAGAGCGAUGGAUUGCAAAUCAACCUUUUCGCAGACACAGCUUCGUCUGUCGUGGAUGUGAUAGGCCACCUGCAACACAAGAUCAAAGACAUAGACCUUACGAGAGAGAAGAACUACCUUCGCAAGCUGCGCAAGUCAAGACCUAAAAUUGCAAUCAGAGACGAGCAAGAACCUGUGGAAGAAAGUGCACCUGGCUCCAUGAUCAUGUUCGCCUCAAUGUAUUCAUUGGAGCUACUGAACAUACAGGUUAGCUGGUUAGUCGGCACUUACGAGACCACCCAGUCCCCCAAUGCAGAGAAGGAGAAUCUGGUCUUGUCACUAAAGCGGAUCGACCUUUCUACGAGGAAGGAAAAUUCAGCGAGACUCACAAUCGAAGACUUGCAGCUACAGCUGGUUCCGUCGUCACAAGACAAGACUCAUAGAUCUCUCAACUCAGCUUUGCUUCCAGAGGUCAUCUUCAACGUCGGAUAUGUUUCCACUGCGGAUGCUCGCCGGUUCGCCUUCCAAGCCGCCGGAAAGUCGUUGGAUCUGCGACUGACAUCUCAAUUCAUGAUACCUGCUUCGGAAGUGGGGAAGUCAAUAGGGUACGCAUCUGACAAAGUUCGUGCAGCAACUGCAUCGUGGACCACUAGUAGUCCCAUUCCCACAGAGACAACUCGACGGCAGCCAUUCUUUGGGAAGAAGCGUAUGGAAUCGCUGCUUGUUGAUGCAGAUUUUGCAGGAGCAGUUGUUUAUCUGUCCGGCAAAAAAGUUGCUGAAACUACCAACAUCAAUUCAGGCAUGAAGGGUGCCAGAGUCACCCAGACCGGAAGAUAUGGCCAGUUCACACACGCCGAUGCAAGCAGCAACACUGCAUUACGGGCACCCGGUCUAGCCUGGAAGGUUGAGUACAAAGAUAACGGCCUGGACGACCCUUCACUCAACGCAGAAGUCAAAGUGGAGGAGUCUACUAAUAUCUUGUAUCCAUCUGUUGUCCCGCUAAUCAUGGAGAUUUCCUCAACGGUCAGGGAGGUCGUCAGUGACGAUGAGGGGAAGAAGUCGCUGCAGCCAAAGUCGUCGCCUCAAAAAUUCAUGAGCGCAGAGGAAGACAAUAUUCUGACUACGGAUCCAACUGCAGUUCUUGGCCGAACAAGACUGAACCUUGGUCUUCGUAUCUGCAGACAAGAGUUCAGUCUCAGCUGUCAACCGAUUGCUCGCGUGGCAGCUACUGCUCGAUUUGACGACAUCUACAUCACUAUCAAUACUGUAAGAUCGACCGAGCAUGGUCACUUCUUUGCUGCCUCAGCUGCAUUUACUCGACUGCAAGCAUCAGUACAGCAUGUCUAUUCUCGUGAAUCAACAGGGAGCUUCGAUGUGGACUCGGUAUUUCUGUCUUUGAUGAACAGCAAACAUGUCAGCGGUACGAGUGGGGUUUCAGCGAUCCUAAAGAUCAGCCCGAUGAAAGUCUUGGUCAAUGCCAAACAAUUACAAGAUUUCCUGCUAUUCAGGGAAAUCUGGGUACCCCCUGAAGUACGAGAAGCAUCAUCUGGUUCAACAGCAGCAGCACAGAAUAUGCAAUCCCAAGCCUUGUUCGUCCAAAGAUACCAACAAGUUGCGGCCACUGGAGCCUUCCCAUGGAAUGCAACUGUGUCAAUCGCAGAACUCGACGUGCAGCUGGAUUUAGGUCAAGCCAUUGGAAAAUCGGCCUUUAUAAUUUCCAAUUUCUGGAUAUCAUCAAAAAAGAACUCCGAUUGGGAACAGAACUUAUGCCUCGGAUUCGACAAGGUUGGGGUUGACUGCACCGGUAGAAUGAGCGGAUUUGUAGCACUCCAGGACUUCAAGGUACGAACGUCAAUCCAAUGGCCCGCCCGCGAAAUGGCUCUUAACCAAACACCACUGGUACAAGGAUCCCUCGCAUUCAGUCAGUUGCGAGCCAAGGCAGCUUUUGAUUAUCAAGCUUUUUUGGUCGCCGAUAUUACAUCUUUCAAGUUUCUCAUGUACAAUGUUAGGAAUGGGCGCCACGCUAAGGGCGAUCGACUCGUGGCAGUACUGGAUGGAGAAGCAGUACAAGUCUUCUGUACUGCGACGACUGCGUCCCAGUUCCUCGCGCUUUUCCAGGCAUUCGAAAGAUUGGUUCAAGAGAAGAGGUCCAACUAUGAAGCAUCUCUCGCAGAGAUUGACAGGUUUAUGAAACGCAAGUCAGUGGCGCAUGCGACGACUCCCACUUCAAAGAAUCAUCUGGAUACAGUACAAGAAGACAAGGUUGCAGACUCACCAAUCUCACUUCACACCGAUGUGAUUGUUACCCUCAGAGCUGUAAAUAUGGGAGUCUUCCCGAACACAUUUUCGGGUCACCAAGUCUUCAAGCUUGAGGCCUUAGACGCUCAGGCUAGAUUUGCAGUCACAAUGGACAACGGAAAGAUCCACAGUAUUCUGGGCCUUACACUUGGCCAGCUGCGGAUUGGUCUGGCAGGAGUUCGAAAAGUUGACCUUCCCAAAUCCGUGGGCGAGAUUUCUGUCGAGGAUGUUGUCAGCAACGCAACUGGAUCUCGCGGCGGAACUAUCCUCAAGGUUCCCAAAGUAGAAGCCACCAUGCAAACUUGGCAAGUUCCUGGCUCCAAUCACAUCGACUACAUCUUCAAGAGUUCCUUCGAAGGCAAAGUCGAAGUUGGCUGGAACUAUUCGCGCAUCAGUUACAUUCGUAGCAUGUACGCCUCACAUUCCAAAGCCCUUGCACAGAGACUGGGGAAGCCACUACCACCUUCAGCAGUCAAGAUUACAGGAGUCCCGGACGAGGAAGAUCUGGAGAGGAAGGAUGGAGAACAACAGAAGAUUACGGCCGAGGUGAACGUGCCACAAUCAAAGUACAACUACACAGCGCUUGAGCCACCAAUCAUCGAGACACCUCAACUGCGGGACAUGGGAGAAGCCACACCACCAUUGGAAUGGAUUGGGCUUCACCGCGAUAGGCUACCAAAUCUGACGCAUCAGAUUGUGAUUGUAACAUUGUUAGAGCUAGCAUCAGAGGUGGAAGAUGCAUAUGGGAGGAUUCUGGGCUCUUCUUGAGCUGAGCGGUCAUAAAUGUGGUUGUAUAAUUUUUUAUUGGCUUGUUAGGCAUAGCGAGGAGUUUGGGAGAGCGGCAACAUGGAUUAUGGACACCGGCUUGGAUACGCCUUGGCAUUGCAUAUUGAAAGGGAGACCCAAUGCGGUCUCUGUCUGAUAGGGAAACU
Cadophora gregata is the source of this 10071-nucleotide messenger RNA. RefSeq lists its product as uncharacterized. The coding region runs from base 179 to 9907 and encodes 3242 amino acids. Gene Ontology annotation, cellular component: membrane. The record is from RefSeq and is a predicted model, not a curated record. NCBI's taxonomy places the organism in Eukaryota, Fungi, Ascomycota, Leotiomycetes, Helotiales, Ploettnerulaceae. Gene Ontology annotation, biological process: fermentation. The transcript has 4 exons.